UGCCGACAUUCCAGAAUGCUGCAGCGUUAGAGGCAUUUGCUGGAGGUGCAGAAGGUGGCCAUGAAGGUCCUAAAAUUUCAGAAUUUCUACAGUGGUAUGUCUGCAACACAGAACAGUUGUCUGAAUCCCUUCAGCCUGUUUUUGUCCAGAGUUACCUUGACCAAGGAACACAGAUCUUCUUAAACAACAGCAUUGAGAAAUCAGGCUGGCUGUUUAUCCAGCUCUAUCACUCUUUCGUGUCCUCAAUUUUUAGCCUCUUUAUGUCUAGAACAUCUAUCAAUGGGCUGCUGGGACGGGGCUCAAUGUUUGUGUUUUCCCCAGAACAAUUUCAAAGACUGCUUAAAAUAAAUCCAGAAUGGAAAUCCCACAGACUUCUCGAUUUAGGGGCUGGGGAUGGAGAAGUCACUAAAGUCAUGAGUCCUCACUUUGAAGAAAUCUAUGCCACUGAAUUGUCUGAAACUAUGAUAUGGCAGCUUCAGAAGAAAAAAUACAGGGUGCUUGGUAUAAAUGAAUGGCAAAACACAGGAUUUCAGUACGAUGUUAUCAGCUGUUUGAAUUUGCUGGAUCGCUGUGAUCAACCACUGACUGUAUUAAAAGAUAUUAGAAGUGUACUGGAGCCAACUAGAGGCAGAGUCAUUCUAGCAUUAGUUCUGCCAUUUCACCCAUAUGUGGAAAAUGGUAAGUACACAGAUUAUAGCUCUUUAGGCAGGUAA
Molecule: messenger RNA, 713 nt
Organism: Fulmarus glacialis (Northern fulmar)
Lineage: Eukaryota; Metazoa; Chordata; Aves; Procellariiformes; Procellariidae
Gene: METTL9
Product: methyltransferase like 9
Exons: 4
Molecular function (GO): protein-L-histidine N-pros-methyltransferase activity
Source: RefSeq, a predicted model, not a curated record